AGAAACGAAGAUAAACUAUUGUCGUAAAUAAACUUUUUGCUAUAAUAUUAAGAUCACUUCCCAUGUAAAUGUUAUUCUUCUUUAGUUCUUUGAAUACCUGGCCUCCCUUCCCUUUAUUCCUAUUCCACUAUACCAUAUAACCCAUAUAACUUUUUCAAUCAAGGCCUACAGUAGAGAUGCCUAUAUAUUUAUUUAAUUUGGUGCUCCACACUGUACGCUACCAAAGCUCUGUAUAGAUUGUAAAAAUGGCAAGAAAUUUUGGCCCUCUUAUCUGCCUAGUGGUCAUGGUCAUGGAUGUCGUUGCUGGGAUACUUGGGAUUGAGGCUGAAGUUGCUCAAAACAAGGUGAAACAUUUGAGGUUGUGGGUUUUUGAGUGUAGAGAUCCGAGCUAUGAAGCUUACAAGCUAGGCAUAGCUGCAGUGGUACUUCUGACGAUGGCUCAUGUUAUUGCUAACUUGAUUGGUGGUUGUGUUUGCAUCUGGUCCAGAGCAGAGUACGAGAAAGCAAACGCAAACAAACAAUUGGCUGUUGGCUCUCUCAUUCUUUCUUGGAUUGUAUUAGCUGCUGGGUUUUCGUUGCUGAUGGUAGGGACAUUAGCAAACUCAAGGUCAAGAAAAUCGUGUGGAAUUGCACAUCAUCGGUUCCUAUCCAUAGGCGGGAUUCUAUGUUUCAUUCAUGGGAUCUUCAUCAUUGCAUAUUAUAUUUCAGCCAAAGCUGCAGAUAGAGAAGAACAUAAAAAUCGACAAGGACACCAGCCCGGAGGCCCUGCUUAAUUAACUUUUUAUCUACUUCUUUACUUUUUAUUAUUAGUAUUAUUAUUUUUCUUUCUUUCUUUUGUUUCAAAUUAUUUGGAUGACUCAAUAUAUAUAUAUAUCUGCAUAAUGUAAGAUGAAACAUUUUGGUCAUGCACGCUUAGGGGAUAUUACUGUUGGAAAAA
Molecule: messenger RNA, 937 nt
Organism: Cannabis sativa
Lineage: Eukaryota; Viridiplantae; Streptophyta; Magnoliopsida; Rosales; Cannabaceae
Product: protein DESIGUAL 2
Exons: 3
Coding region: 246-773 (175 amino acids)
Source: RefSeq, a predicted model, not a curated record